This is a messenger RNA of Oppiella nova, 1423 nucleotides long. The record is from the annotation of a GenBank genome assembly. NCBI's taxonomy places the organism in Eukaryota, Metazoa, Arthropoda, Arachnida, Sarcoptiformes, Oppiidae.
CAGUUGUUUUUGACACUAAUUUGCACUCAUUUUAGUCGUCGUAUAAUAAACCACUGAAUCGGUGAAUGAGACGACUGUUUGAAUGCCUUAUGAAAUGCAUUGGCAUUGAAAGCAUACACUAAUCCCAAUCAUAGCCCACAUUGAGACCCGCAAUGAGUAGUAAUAAUACAUUUGGUGUGAAUUGCAGUCAACCCUCGCAUCGGUCGUCCAAUUCUGGCAUUAAUUUCGACUUUCCGUCACUGAAUCUGGACUUGAGUUCAAUCACCGAAGCGCUGUCACCGAGGAGUCUGUCCAACGGUUGGGACCAACUCAUGGCUUCCACCAAGACGUGCGCCAAUCGUCCCAAAGACAUCACUUGUCAGAGCUGUGGACUCAAGUUCUCGGUGUUCAAGAGGAAGCGGACGUGUUUCGACUGUAAUAUGGAUUUUUGCACUCAAUGUCUGAACAAAGAGGUCGGUUAUGACCGCAAGAAUCACUGCAAACGCUGUGUUGUCUUCAAUGCCGUACCAUUGGAUCGAAACGCGUUGAACGGUCUCAGGGCUCGCGAUCUCAAGUGGUUUUUGGCCUCAAAGCGGAUUCCCUCUCAGAUGUGCAAAGAAAAGGGAGAACUCGUCGAUCUUAUACUCCAAUCGUUUUCUCCGCAAACAAAUACUUCAGAAUCGGGUGAAUAUAUGAGACGUUUUGAUAACUACAACACCACUACCACUCACACCUCAAGUGAUAAUCAAAGUCCAAGCGAUUCCCAGCCGGAGAGUCGCAAUGAGAGACAUUCACCCAUUUAUCCCACACUUAAUCCAUUGACUUCAGACACGAGUGCCACGAAUGGGGCGCUUCCCGGUAGCAGUGAAUCGGUGAACGAGAAGCCAGAGUCCACGCCAGUGAAGGCGCAGACGUACUUCAAUAUCGACGACUUGACAUCAUUGGAUCAGUUGAAGGAACUGAGUGUCAAACAAAUGAAACUGAUUUUGACGCGAAAUUUCAUCGAUUAUAAGGGAUGUGUCGAAAAGGAAGAGCUUUUCUCCAAAGUGGAGAGACUCUGGACUGACAAACAGGAGAACAAAAUGCAAAAUGUGGACGACAUUCCCGAUUCAAAUGUGUGCAAAAUCUGUAUGGAAUCCACUAUUGAUUGUGUUUUAUUAGAGUGCGGGCAUAUGAUCUCGUGUACGAACUGUGGUAAGCGGUUGAGUGAGUGUCCCAUUUGUCGCCAAUACGUCAGUCGUGUCGUCCAUAUCUUUAAGUCUUGAAGGCCUCACAAUUAGUCUGAAAUUUUUAUUUUAUUAAACGAAUAGUCAAUAACUUAUUGAUAUAAUUAAGAAACAAUAUUUUGUUUACAAAUCAAAGCCAUAACAUAAAUAUUGUUUUUACUAAUAUAUAUAUUUAAUUGUAUUUAAAAAGAGUAUUUUAAAACUAUGAUAUACUACUC